AUGGGGAAAGCGGUCGCUCCUUGCCGAGGCGGCGGCUGCGGCGGCCGCUCCCGCGGGCUCUCGUCGCUGUUCACGGUUGUUCCCUGCCUGUCCUGCCACACGGCGGCGCCGAGCAUGAGCGUGUCCACGUAUGGCUCCCGGCCAGAGUCAAAGCCUCAGCCUCAGCCAGUGUCCGAGCGGGAGCCGGUGUCAGAACAGGAGUUGGAGCCAGUUUCUGAGGUCGUGUCAAGAUCGGAACUUGCGUCCGAACCAGUGUCUGAGCCGGAGCCCGGGCAUGGACCGGGACUGCUGCUGGCGCUGGGGCCGGGGGCAGCGCCGGAGCCGGGGGCAGCACCCGGGCCGGGGUCUGGCCCAGGUGUAGGGGCCGGGCCCUUCACCAAGACCAUAACAGAGCAGCUGGAAAACUUGCCCUUGACCAAACCUAUGUCGGGGCCGCUGCCGGCUUUAAAGCCCCUGCCUGUCACUCGGCUGGGACAGACAAGGCCAGUGUCGUUGGGGGGGCCAUUUUCAGGGACAGGCAUGACCUCCACUGCCCCGACGAUCUUACUGCCUCUGGACAGCUUCAAGGGCUGGCUCCUCAAGUGGACCAACUACCUGAAGGGCUAUCAGCGCCGCUGGUUCGUGCUCAGCAAUGGCCUUCUGUCUUACUACAGAAAUCAGGGUGAAAUGGCCCACACCUGCCGGGGCACCAUCAACCUGUCCACAGCACACAUUGACACGGAGGACUCUUGCAACAUCCUGCUGACCAGUGGAGCAAGGACCUACCACCUCAAGGCCAGCUCGGAGGUGGAGCGGCAGCAAUGGAUCACCACCCUGGAGCUGGCCAAGGCCAAGGCUGUCCGCAUGAUGAACAGCCACUCAGAUGACUCUGGUGAUGACGACGACGAAACCGCCUCCCCGUCAGACAAUAGCGAGCUACACCACACCAUUAAGACCCUCUCCUUGAAGUUAGACGACCUGAGCACCUGCAAUGACCUCAUCGCCAAGCAUGGUGCUGCCCUUCAACGCUCUCUGAAUGAGCUGGACAGCCUCAAGAUCCCUGCUGAGAGCAGCGAGAAGCUAAAAGCAGUGAACGAACGGGCCACACUUUUUCGCAUCACGUCAAAUGCUAUGAUCAACGCUUGCAGGGACUUCCUGGAGCUAGCAGAGACGCACAGCCGGAAAUGGCAGCGUGCGCUGCAGUAUGAGCACGAGCAGCGCAUCCACCUGGAGGAGACUAUCGAGCAGCUAGCCAAGCAGCACAAUAGCCUCGAGCGGGCCUUCCGAAGUGCCCCGGGACGGCCUGCCAACCCCACCAAGAGCUUCAGCGAGGGAAGCCUCUUGACUCCCAAAGGAGAGGACAGUGAGGAAGAUGAAGAUACUGAGUACUUUGAUGCCAUGGAAGACUCCACAUCCUUCAUCACUGUGAUUACCGAGUCCAAGGAGGACAACCGAAAAGCUGAGGGUGGGACAGGGGCAGUUUCCGUGGAUGACUGGACCACGGCAGACAACGUGCUAGAUGGUACCUCACCUGGGCCCAAGGGUCCACCCAAAGUCAAGAGGAGAUCACGCAUCCCCGACAAGCCCAACUACAGCCUUAACCUCUGGAGCAUCAUGAAGAAUUGCAUCGGCCGGGAGCUCUCCAAGAUCCCCAUGCCGGUUAACUUUAAUGAGCCCCUGUCCAUGCUCCAGCGGCUGACAGAGGACCUGGAGUACCACCACCUGCUGGACAAGGCGGUCAACUGCACUAACCCAGUGGAGCAGAUGUGCCUGGUGGCUGCCUUCUCUGUAUCCUCCUACUCCACCACGGUGAACCGCAUCGCCAAGCCCUUCAACCCCAUGCUGGGCGAGACCUUUGAGCUGGACCGCCUCGACGACAUGGGACUGCGCUCCCUCUGCGAGCAGGUGAGCCACCACCCACCCUCAGCUGCGCACUACGUCUUCUCUAAGCAUGGCUGGAGUCUCUGGCAGGAGAUCACCAUCUCCAGCAAGUUCCGGGGGAAAUACCUCUCCAUCAUGCCCUUAGGUGCCAUCCACUUAGAAUUCCAGGCCAGUGGGAAUCACUACGUGUGGAGGAAGAGCACCUCCACUGUGCAUAACAUCAUCGUGGGGAAGCUCUGGAUCGACCAGACUGGGGACAUCGAGAUUGUGAACCAUAAGACCAAGGACCGGUGCCAGCUAAAGUUCCUCCCCUAUAGCUACUUCUCCAAGGAGGCGGCCCGGAAGGUGACAGGAGUGGUGAGUGACAGCCAGGGCAAGGCUCACUACGUGCUGUCCGGCUCAUGGGACGAGCAGAUGGAGUGCGCCAAGGUCGUGCACAGCAGCCCCAGCAGCCCCAGCUCAGACGGGAAGCAGAAGACAGUAUACCAGACGCUGCCAGCCAAGCUGCUGUGGAAGAAGUACCCACUGCCGGAGAACGCGGAGAACAUGUACUACUUCUCCGAGCUGGCGCUGACCCUGAACGAGCACGAGAAGGGCGUGGCGCCCACCGACAGCCGUCUGCGGCCCGACCAGCGGCUCAUGGAGAAGGGGCGCUGGGACGAGGCCAACACGGAGAAGCAGCGGCUGGAGGAGAAGCAGCGCUUGACGCGGCGGCGGCGGCUGGAGGCCAGCGCGCGGGGCGGCGGCUUCGGUGCUGAGGAGGAGAAGGAGGCGGAGGUAUACACGCCGCUGUGGUUCGAGAAGAGGCUGGACCCGUUGACCGGGGAGACGGCCUGUAUGUACAAGGGCGGCUACUGGGAGGCCAAGGAGAGGCAGGACUGGCACAUGUGCCCCAACAUCUUCUGAGCACCAACUCCCUCCGAAAUACAGGCGCCUGCACAGCCUGGCCCACCUUUCUUUAAUGCUCUCCGUUUAGUACGGAAGGUCCUUCUCUCCCCCUUCUUCCCCACUUCUUUUUUUUUUUUUUAAACUUUUUUGGGUCUAUCACCUUUGAAGGAGUGUUGACCCGGGUUCUCUCCAGCCCCAGGUGUACCGGGUCACCCCAAGCCCCUCUCCUCGUGGACUUGGGGCCCGACGGAGAUCCUAGCUCCCCAGUUACCACAGCACAGGCUGGGCACGGGCAUGGGCAGCCCCCGUCAUCAGCCUAACUCCGGGAGGGCUGCUCUGCUUCUCCUAGGGAGCCUCUCUCUUGGUUUUUUUUAAAAAAGAUCUCCAUUUCUUUCCAGCCAUGACUUUUAGAACGUAUUUUUAGUACAACACUUAGCAGAAACUUUCCAAGUGUGCUUUCUUGCCACAGAAGUGUGCUGGCAAGAGCCCCUCUUUUUAAGAGAUCAGAAAGCCAGACUCCUUUGAGUUGGGAGAUUUUGUAGCUCAACAUAGCAAGGCCCCGUUUGUAUCUGAGCUGCCCAGCCCCCAGGAGCCCAGGGUCCCAGAGAACUGAACAUAAACGGGGGGCCUGGCCCAGGAGAACACAGGAGUCCCUGGAGCUACAGCCCCCAUCCACCUACCUGGGGGACACCAAGGGGGUGGAGAGGUAGAUUUGAGGAUGGAAUUGCCUGGCCCUGGCUGUGCCAGGGCUGAUCCCUGGCCCCAGAGGCCAGGAGGGCUGGUAGGCACGGCCUGCAGGUGCUUCUGACCCAGAACCAGGCCCCAAAUUAGCAAUAAUGAACAA
Trichechus manatus latirostris (Florida manatee) is the source of this 3592-nucleotide messenger RNA. RefSeq names its product oxysterol binding protein 2 (gene OSBP2). NCBI's taxonomy places the organism in Eukaryota, Metazoa, Chordata, Mammalia, Sirenia, Trichechidae. The transcript is spliced from 15 exons. Gene Ontology annotation, cellular component: intracellular membrane-bounded organelle; perinuclear endoplasmic reticulum; plasma membrane. Bases 1 to 2766 code for a protein of 921 amino acids. The record is from RefSeq and is a predicted model, not a curated record. Gene Ontology annotation, molecular function: cholesterol binding.